Dovyalis caffra is the source of this 927-nucleotide messenger RNA. The record is from the annotation of a GenBank genome assembly. Lineage: Eukaryota; Viridiplantae; Streptophyta; Magnoliopsida; Malpighiales; Salicaceae.
AUGGCUACUCCUGUUAAAAGAAGAUUAUUUUCUGAUCCAUCAUCGAUGGGUACCGGAGGUGACGAGGUUGUGGAAAUUGAAAGUUUAGAAAAGGGUUUAUUGUCUCCUAAUAAAGAGACAACUGAAGUUGAAGAUGACCCAGUUCUUUAUACAGCUUCUUUUCAAGAAAUGGAGGACAAAUACGUUAAGUAUCAAACGGCACAAUGGGUUAUGUAUUCCUUGCUUUUAGUACUGGCUUGGGGCAUUGGUUUGUUAAUGCUUUUGUAUUUGCCUGUGAGGAGAUAUAUAUUGAGGAAAGAUAUUCAAUCGCGAAAGCUUUACCUCACUCCCAAUUCCAUUGUUUACAAAGUCACAAGACCCGUGCCAUUUCCAUGUUUUGGGUUGUUAAAGAAAGAGAAGCAUGUUUUAUUGCCUUCAGUUGCCGAUGUCAUUGUGGAACAAGGAUAUUUGCAGUCUCUUUUUGGUGUCUACUCUCUGAGAAUCGAGAAUGUUGGUGUAAGAAGGCCACCAAGUGAUGAUGUUAAAAUACAAGGCAUUGCUAAUCCAAGUGCUUUCAGGAAGGCAGUCUUGGCACGACUUUCAUAUAUGAGAAGUGAGAUUGUCUCUAGACAAGUUUCCACAAUUGAAGACAUUCCCAAUUUGAGGAUCGAUCAAUCAUCAGCACUAGCUUGGACAUCCCCUUCAAAAUCUCUCAAACAUGAUUCAAUUUCUAAUUCAGGGGACCUGAUUCUACUCCAAAAACUGGAGGAAGUUGGAAGUUCUGUGCAGAGAGUUCGAAUGUUAAUUGAGGAACAACAUUCCAAACCAUCAGAACCCAUUAGUGUUGUUUGGAACUCUCUACUUGGCCGAUGUAUUGACCAAUUGGGACAACCAGCCCCAGACUUCAUUGCUGAUCCUGGUAGACGUGGAACACUACUUCUACUCUAA